This is a messenger RNA of Solanum lycopersicum (tomato), 1173 nucleotides long. Its product is annotated as gamma-glutamylcyclotransferase 2-1. Gene Ontology annotation, molecular function: glutathione specific gamma-glutamylcyclotransferase activity; gamma-glutamylcyclotransferase activity. Lineage: Eukaryota; Viridiplantae; Streptophyta; Magnoliopsida; Solanales; Solanaceae. Gene Ontology annotation, biological process: glutathione catabolic process. The record is from RefSeq and is a predicted model, not a curated record. Gene Ontology annotation, cellular component: cytoplasm.
CUUUCAUAAACCACAGACACAAAGAGAGAGAUAUAGAGAGAGAAAAAUUACCCACAUUGCUCUGUCUUUCUCUCUCCUCAAUUCCAUAUUUAAUUUGCCUAUUUCAAAACCCUCAUCAAAUUUCAUUUUCCUCUAAAGAAUUUGUGGAGCUAAAGGUGAAAUUUUUGUGAAAGGCAUUGAAUUUUCAUUGAUUUGUGAACCUAACAACAUUGUAUUGAUAUUAACUAGAGGAAGAUUCAGAAACAUGGUGUUUUGGAUUUUUGGCUAUGGGUCAUUGGUAUGGAACCCUGGAUUUGAGUAUGAUGAGAAAUUGAUUGGAUACAUAAAGGAUUAUAGGCGUGUGUUUGAUCUCGCUUGCAUUGAUCAUAGAGGUACACCUGAAAAACCUGCAAGAACCUGCACUUUGGAUGAAAGCAAAGGGGCCAUUUGUUGGGGUGCUGCUUAUUGUGUGAGAGGAGGACCUGAAAAAGAGGAGGAGGCAAUGGAGUAUUUAGAAAGAAGAGAGUGCGAGUAUGAUAGCAAGACGUUGGUGGACUUCUUCACUGAAGAAGACUCCUUACAUCCUGCCUUAACUGGAGUGAUAGUGUUUACGUCCACUCCUGACAAAGUAAAUAACAAGUACUAUCUCGGUCCUGCUCCACUAGAAGAGAUGGCUAGCCAAAUUGCUACUGCCUCUGGUCCCUGUGGAAAUAACCAGGACUACAUAUUCAAAAUGGAGAAGGCUUUACAUGACAUCAGUCACGAAGACGACUACAUCACAGAGCUAGCAAAUGAAGUGCGCAAAGUUCUUGGGAUCACAGUGUCUGUCCCAAUGGAGAAGAAGUUACUUAGUCCUUCCCAAACUCCACUCAAAUCCCAUAUUUCCCCUGUGAAAAUCCUCCCGUUGUCGGAAGCUAUAGCUGCUGUUGCUGCAGACUCUUGACAAAGAAAAUGAUCUAGAUAUCUUUAGGAGGAUGAUGUAUCCCUUGUGUUUUUUCCUUUUCCUCUAAACUUAGACUAGAAUUUGGGGGUGGGGUGGGGGUAGGAUAAUGAGUUGAGUUGACAUACUAACCAACCAGAUGACUUUGUGUGGCCAGUUUGAACAUGGAUUCUUGAGUUAUUAUGAGCACUUUUUGAUGAAAUCUGAUUAGUAGCUUACAUGUUGAAAAUACAUGAUCAAUUUAUUUUAUAGUA